Molecule: messenger RNA, 2895 nt
Organism: Stylonychia lemnae
Lineage: Eukaryota; Ciliophora; Spirotrichea; Sporadotrichida; Oxytrichidae
Source: the annotation of a GenBank genome assembly
AUGAAUAAAACUUAUGAUUCAACUGACGAAGGAAUCAUAAAAUAUUAUAGUCAUUUGGGAUUAUACACUAAGGACUGUAUAUUUAGAAAUUGUAAAUUAGCUUAUUAGGGUGCUUUUAUCAAAGUUGGUACUAAUAGUGGAAGUUUGAUGGUGAGAGCUUCUUAUGAAGAUAAUGGCUCAUCUUUUUAUAAUUUGAAAGGAUCAUAUGGUUCAGUAGUUUCCUGUAUAAGCUGUGAUUUAAAAUUGAAAAAUACCAUUAUCCAUGAUGUUGAAGCUGAUUAUUAAGGAGGGGCAUUAUAUUUUUAAGGAAACAGUAGAGCUAAUCUUGAAAAUAUAACAGCAUUUAAAAUACAUUCAAAUACUUUUGGUGGGUUUUUAUCUAGUGAAAAGGAGAUAUAGGAAACAGUCAUAAGGAUUUCAAAUUCAAAAAAUUUUUCAUAGUUAUCUUCUUCUUCAGGUGGAUUUGCCUAUUUAAACAAUCCGAAUUCUUCAUUGAUACUAUUAAAUGUAGAUCUCUAUGAUAUUAAAGCAAAGAUUUAAGGAGGAAUAUUUUAUGUAAUCGAUUCUAAUAUUAUAUAGCUUGAAAAAUCCAGAUUUUAUUAAUUCAAUUCUUUAAUCGGAGGUUUCAUUUCUUCUUCCUCAUUCUUUUUGAAAAUGUUGAUGCUUUAAUCAAUUAUUGUAUGUGAUAAAAACUAUCAAUAAAAUUUAGAUUUUGAAGCAUUAUCUGGAGGUAACCUUUAUUUAGAUAAUAAAGCUUAAUUUUACUUGUUUAAUAGCAUAAGCCUUAUCCUUAAAAACAAUAAUUUCUAAAAAUGUGGCUAUUCUCCUCAAGGAGGUUUGUUUUCAUUGUAGAAGACAACGCUUACUGACUAUAAUUCAAUAUAUUAAAAUAUCACAGGAAAAUUUGGAGGAGUCUUUUAUGCAUAAGACACAAACAUUUCCAUUACUCAAUCAUAAUUCAUAGGCAAUUCAGCAAAGACAGGAGGAGUCUUUUAUAUCGUAUCAAAUUCAAACUUAAGUAUAUCUUACUGCUAAUUCUAACUAAAUAAAGCAAUUUAAUCAGCUGGUGUAUUAUAUGUUUCUACCUAAUCAAUCUUCAAUAUAAAAGGAAGCAUAUUUUCAGAAAACAGUGCUGAGGAAAACUCAGUAAUUGAAGUUCUUAACACUUUUCAAUCUAAAAAUUUGCUUUUGGGAUUUGCUAAUAUUACAAUUUUAAAUACUUAAUUUCAAAGCAAACCUGUGAGAAAUUAAGCAUCAAUUAGUGAUUAAACAACUGGUGCAUUUAUAUUUUUGAUAUUUGAUGUUUAAAUUGAUAUUGAUGGCUGCAAUUUUUAAAGUGGAUUCUCUAAUUAAGGAGGUGCUUUAUAUAUUUCAGGGGAUAGCAUUAUUAGUAUCUCAAGAUCAUUGUUUAUAAAUAAUCAAGCAAAUUCAAAAGGCGGAGCUAUAUAUGCCUCUGGUUUCUAAAGUAUCUAUAUUGGAGAGGGUACUAAAUUCAUUGAUAAUUUUGCUUAAGAUAAUGGAGAAGAUAUUUACGUUACGAACUCGAUAAGCAAUUUGACACUGAACAAUGUCUUAAUUUAAAAUCUUAAUUCUAAAAAUUCAAUAUACAUUGAAUAGGCAAUAUUACUUGCUGAAAGUUUGUUUAUUAAUUUAAAAAGCACAGUGGGUGGAGCAAUUGCUAUUAUAGAAGUUGAUAUUAAUAAAGGGACAACAUAAUAAUAGAGGGAAGAAAAGUUUUUAAUAUCAGAUACAAAAUUUUAAAACUGCACUGCUUAGAUUGGUGGAGCAAUUUAUGCUGAGAAUGCAUAAUCAAUUAAGAUAAUUAAUUCUACUUUUUCUCAAAAUUAAGCUAAAAUUGAACAAUAUAGCAUCAUAUUGUUAGUAAACAAAGGGUCAGGAGGAGCAAUAUAUUACACAUGCAAUAGUUAAUAACUUAAUUGUAAAAUUAAAUUUGAAGGUUUCAAUAUAUUCAAAGAAAAUUAAGCUGAGGUCAAAGGUGGAGCCAUAUUUUGGGAUUAGCUAGAGCCAGAAUUUAGUAGUGAUGGCUUAUUAUACUCCAAUAAUAAAGCUAAACUUUAUGGAAAUGAUAUUGCUUGCUAUUCAUAGAAUUUGUAAUCUAUUACUAAAUAGGAAUAUUUUAAUCAAAUGAUUAAUAUUGGAUUAUUCUAAGAUGAUUAUUUUCAAUAAAGAAUUUUAGAAAUUGAGAAAUAGAAUAAAUAUCAUAGAUAACUUGAAGAAAUUAAAUUUUAAAGAAGUGGUGGCCAAAUACCAAUAAUAUAUUUAGCUCUGAAGGACAAAUAUGGGCAAAUAGUUGGAUCUGAUUUUUAAAGCAAAGUUAGAGUAAAUAUUGAGACAAAUAGUUCUGAUCAAUAGCAGAGUUUAUAUUCACCAAUCCUUGAGGGUUUUAUAACUUUUGAUAUGAUUGGGGGUAUUGCAGUUAUAUAAAAUUUAUAGAUAACAGGCACUCCUGGUUGCUCAUACAACCUUACUUUUACAACAGAUGGGAUAGAUUUGACAAAAAAAUCUAAUUAGAUAAAAAUGUAAGAUUUAGGUAAAGUAGAUCUAAAUUUUGGUUUGAAAAUAAACUUGAGAGAAUGUGAAAUAGGGGAAUAAUUUACAGUCGCAGGAAAAUGUAUCAAAUGCGAGCAGAGUUUUUCUCUGAUAAAAAUGAAAGAACCAGGUAAUUGUUAAAUCUGCCCAACUGAAAAAGCAAUAUGUAAUGGAGGUGCUGAAAUUGGGCCACUACCAGGAUUUUGGAGAAGUAGCAAUUAAUCUUAAAAUUUUAUGCUUUGCCUUCUUGAAUAAGCUUGCUUAGGAAUGAUUGCUCCUAAAAAUAAUCCAUUAGGUGAAUGCUUAUAAGGAUAUUAAGGCAUACUCUGUGCAGAUUGUUAGUGA